AGAGCGCGUGACGCGGCGGCUGCGCGCAACGAAAGAGGAAGUCGAGAGGAGAGGGAGGACGUUGGACAAACUUUACUUCUAGCUGAAUGCUAGAACUGCAAUUCAAUACUAUGAUAAUCCUGUUACAGACAACUGAUGAUUCGUCAUUUGUUGAAUAAAAGGUCUAGCAGCUGGCUUACAAAACACUAUUCCGUAUUUUGCCACCGCUUUCUUAUUUCGACCCGCUCUAGUUCAGACGAAGAGGAAGGCAGCAAUCCAGUGGUUUCGAAAUAGCGUUGCCUAAACCUGGCUCGACCAACGUGGUUCCCUUCACGUUCUUUAGCCGUGAACAACUUUUUGUUGUACUGGAAUAAACAGUAAAUUAUUACUGUACAUAGUAAGCGUGUUUGAAAAAUAACUUGGAGUCCUGUGUUAAAAAAGUUGUCCGUGGUGGUCCACGAGCCACAUUCGAGGCCUAGGUGAAGGCUGCGUGUGUGACCGUCGGCGUGCAUCGGCUUACCAUCAACACCGAUUAAACAUGUCGGCCCAGGCACAAAUGCGAGCGAUGCUUGACCAGCUCAUGGGGACGGGGAGAGACGGAGACUCCAUGCGGCAGAGAAUCAAAUUUUCAGAUGAGAGGGUCUGCAAGAGUCACCUUCUGGAUUCAUGUCCCCACGACAUUCUGUCAGGCACUAGGAUGGACCUGGGCGAGUGUGUGAAGGUCCAUGACCUGGCCCUUCGAGCUGACUUUGAGAUUGCGUCCAAGCAGCAGGAGUACUUCUUUGAGCUGGAUGCCGCCGAGCAUCUCCAGUCCUUCAUCGCCGACUGCGACCGCAGGACCGAGUUGGCCAAGAAGAGGCUGGCCGAGACCCAGGACGAGAUCAGCGCCGAAGUGGCUGCCAAGGCGGAGCGCGUCCACGAGCUGAACGAGGAGAUCGGGAAGCUGCUGGCCCGGGCGGAGCAGCUGGGUGGGGAGGGCAACGUGGACGAGGCCCAGCAGGUCCUGGAGAAGGUGGAGAAGACCCGCGCCCUGAAGAAAGAGGCUGAGGAUGUAUACAGAAACUCCAUGCCGGCCUCCAGCUUCCAGCAGCAGAAGUUGAGGGUGUGCGAGGUGUGCUCCGCCUACUUGGGUCUCCAUGACAACGAUCGCCGCUUGGCCGACCAUUUUGGGGGCAAACUUCACCUGGGUUUCAUUGAGAUUCGCGAAAAGCUUGACAGGCUGAGGAAAGCGGUGGUCGAGAAACAGGAGAGGAUGAGGAUGAGACGGCGGGAGGAGCGAGACCGCGAGGAGGAGAAGGAGCGAGAGGGCGAGCUGGAGCGGGAACGAGAGCGAGAGAGCGAGCGGGAGCGCGAGAGGGAACACCAGCGCGAGAGAGAGCGAGAAUGGGAGCAGGGCCGAAGGAGGUCAAGGUCUCGGAGUGGAGAGCGAUACAGGGACGGAGGCGGGUCGUCCUCACACCGCUCCCGACGCCACCGCUCCUCCCGCUCCAGAGAGGAGGGUGGUGAGAGGGGCAGUGAGCGGGAGAGGAAACACCGACACAAGGAGAGGCACCGCUCUCGCUCGCACUCCCACAGGAGCAAGAGGAAGAGGUCCUCAGUGGACGCAGCGCCCCAGCCCGAGGCGGAGCGCUCCCUGUCCCAGGAGCAGCGCUGGGACACGGAGGGAGGGGGAGCCAGCGUGAAGCAGGAGCAGCGGCCGGAGUACGGGGAGUGGGAGGAGAAGGGAGAGGACAGGUCGUACUCCCCGGACAUGGUCAGAGAGAAGGAGAAGGAGCGGGAGCGAUCGCUGUCCUACGAGAGGGACCACCGCUCCAGCUCCGAGGAGAGGGAGUCCGGAGAAAUAUGAGCGGCAGGAAAACCUUGGAAGUUGUUUGGAUGUAUUAUUUAGUUAAAUGCAGCAGGUAAUCUUUGGGGCUAUGUCGGUUAGUGAGUGAGUGGUUGAGUGAGUGUGUGUGUGUGUG
Gadus chalcogrammus (walleye pollock) is the source of this 1940-nucleotide messenger RNA. Its product is annotated as LUC7 domain-containing protein. The record is from RefSeq and is a predicted model, not a curated record. Gene Ontology annotation, cellular component: U2-type prespliceosome; U1 snRNP. The transcript is spliced from 11 exons. The coding region runs from base 518 to 1825 and encodes 435 amino acids. Gene Ontology annotation, biological process: mRNA splice site recognition. Lineage: Eukaryota; Metazoa; Chordata; Actinopteri; Gadiformes; Gadidae. Gene Ontology annotation, molecular function: mRNA binding.